AUGUUCAAGAAAGCAUACAUUCUGGCUGAUGGGGUUCCUGAGACGCAAAGUCAGAAGAGGUGUCUCUUCAAUCUAGGGGCUGCCUAUAUUGCUAUGGGCAAACCAAAGAAAGGACUGAAGUGCCUGCUGAAGUGUAAAUCAAAGGGAUCUGUGGAGAAAGAUGGGGAUUUCUACUUUAACAUUGCAGCUGCUUAUGAUGAAAUGAAGGAGUACUCUAAAGCGGUGAAGUUUUACCAGAGAGCUAUUAGUGAAUACAUACCUAGUGAAACACAAAGCAUCUCAGAUGCUCUGAUCAAACUUGGCUAUUGUUCAGUGAAUGUGGGAGACCUUCCCUCAGCUGCACGUUCCUUUAGGCUUGCCAGCCUCUCCUACCAAAAGGCAGAGAAAACUGAAGAUGCUGCCAUGGCCAUGAGGGAGGCAGCCAGCUAUAUGAUGCGGAGUCAAAAGUUCUCAAAGGCAGAAGUGCUCGAGACUUUAGCUGAAUGUGCACAGCUGUGUUCUGGAAUCACUAACCAGGAUUUGUUAGGCAAACUCUACAACCACAUUGGAUUGCACUAUGCUGAAAUGAUGUGCUUCCACCAAGCUGGGAAAUACUUUAUGAAAGCCAUGCAAAUCUGCAGUGGGGCAAACUUUUCUAUAUGGAAGAGAGCUGUAUUACUACAAAACCUGGGAGCGAUCUACAAUGCUUUAUGCCAGUAUGAAAAUUCAUUGAGAUAUCACAGCGAGGCAGCACAUCUGUACGGUGCACUGAGAGAGAGAAACGCCCAAGGACAAAGUCUCUGCAAUUUAGCAUAUGCUUACAGCCAGCUGAAAAACUAUGACAUGGCAGAGUAUUACUAUCAAGAGGCACUUAAUGCAUUUGUGGAUGUGGGUGAUUUAUAUGGCCAGCAACAAGUCUACGAAGGAUUGGGUGCUACUAGUUGCUGCCUAGGUGACUCAGAUCAGGCCAUCUCUUAUUACAAACAAGCUCUGACUCUGUUUGGAAAGUCAAAGGAAACAUCUGAUCUCUCCAGAGAAAGGGUUUUAGGGAAACUGAGGGAUGCUGUUAAGUAUCAAACCAGUCAUCAGUGUCCUGUUUCAUGCAGAGAUAGCUUUUCAAACACAACAGCAGCUCAAUCUUCUCCCAAAGUUGCCAGAGAUGAUCAUGGUUCUGUGCCGUCUGAACAAGAAACAUACCUAUAUGAUGAGCCACAGAACGAGUAUUCUGGUAAUGAAAAGAAACAGAGAGAUGGAUAUACUGAAAGGAGUGUCACUUCCAGAACAGAUUCAAUGUCAUCUCACCUUAUUCCACAGUAACAAAGGUGCUGGCAGAAAAACUGACCCUGGAGGAGAGAGGGAAACAGAACAGGAGGAUGACUCCAUUUCUGGGCACAUGAAUGUAGAAUCACAGAUGUGGGCCAGAGUCUUCAUUUCCUUACGUGUAUGUGCAUCUGGAGGAACACCACUGAAGUCAGUGGAGAUACACCAUUGUGAGAGCAGGAGAUGUAAGAGAAGACUCUGGCAACAUGGAGGAAGCACAGGCCAUUACACAUACACAGACUUUUUUUUAAAUCCUGUGGUAGAACAAAGGUUGUAAUAACCAAGAAAUGGUAAAACAUUAUGAAUCUAAGACAACACUGAACAUUAGGUUAAAAUAUAGGUAGGAUUCAAUGUUUAUCUUUAGGAACAUGAUAUUAGAUUGGUUUAAUAUCAAAGACAUUUAACCUGAAAUCAUUGAGGACAAUAGGGUUUUGCUAUUGACUUCGAUGGCAGCCCAGUUAGGCCCAAGCAAAGUGCAUUUAAAAAGAAGGGAGGAAUAAUAAUUUGUAUGAAAAAAUAGAACUUAAAAAAGUCUUCUUUGAAAUAAUAGCAACAAUGAUGGUGUCAUUUAACAUUUGUAUAGCUUCUUCCAUCCCAAAGGAUCCCAAAGCACUUUACAAAACUACUGGAUAAAACUGUACCUAGAGCAUCAACUACUGAGAAUGCAGCCACCUCUGGGAAGGAGAUUGGCAGACAACUGCUCUACACUGGGAUUAGAGGAUAUUUUAGUCAAGAACACAGGCUAACCUCUACUGUCAUGGAAGGUGUGUCAGACUAUUUGAUAGUCACACAAAACAGCAAGGUCUUCUUUGACUUUUAAGGUCUCUUCCAAAACACUGAAGUAAACACUGUAAUAACUAUGCUAACUUUCUCAGUAUGUUAGUUCCACCCCAGGAGCUGUAAAUGCAAGCAAGACAAUUAACUCCUUGGAAAUGCCUCAGUUCAGCUGAUUAUUCUAGUUUCUAGUAAUUAAGAUUGCAUUUCAUGAUCCUCAGCCUUAUUAAAUUAGUGUUUACAGUUCUGUAUGCUACAAAAAUAAAACAUGGUUAUUUUAAUUCAAUUAUUCAUAAAUGGCAUUGGUUCCACCUCAGAUGUAUGUAUAAUGAGAACGGGACCAAGCAGACUCGUCAUUCAUCAUACAUUUUCAUGUAUUUUUGUCUGCUAAUUGGAGAUAUAUGGAACUGUUCAGAUUAAAUGCAAAUCUUUCCAA
Molecule: messenger RNA, 2509 nt
Organism: Mauremys reevesii (Reeves's turtle)
Lineage: Eukaryota; Metazoa; Chordata; Testudines; Geoemydidae
Product: tetratricopeptide repeat protein 24-like
Exons: 8
Coding region: 1-1296 (431 amino acids)
Molecular function (GO): protein binding
Source: RefSeq, a predicted model, not a curated record